Messenger RNA from Beta vulgaris subsp. vulgaris (sugar beet), 1931 nucleotides. RefSeq lists its product as uncharacterized. Gene Ontology annotation, molecular function: protein binding. The record is from RefSeq and is a predicted model, not a curated record. The transcript has 17 exons. Gene Ontology annotation, biological process: maturation of SSU-rRNA from tricistronic rRNA transcript (SSU-rRNA, 5.8S rRNA, LSU-rRNA). The coding region runs from base 166 to 1524 and encodes 452 amino acids. Lineage: Eukaryota; Viridiplantae; Streptophyta; Magnoliopsida; Caryophyllales; Amaranthaceae. Gene Ontology annotation, cellular component: nucleolus; small-subunit processome.
AAGCUAUAAUUGAGACGGUUCCGGGUUCCGUCAAAUUUUCCUUUAUCUUAUAUUUUCGUUCUUUUGAACAAUCCAUCCUGUAUCCUCGGUCUAGGGUUUAAGAACCAGAGUUCCCCACUUUAGGGUUUAAUCACUCUCUCGUUCCUGCAAUCUUGUUCAAGCAGAAUGAGGGUCAAAGUGAUUUCGCGUCCAACAGACGAAUUUACUCGUGAACGUAGUCAAGAUCUCCAGAGAGUAUUUCGGAACUAUGAUCCCAAUUUGAGACCUCAGGAGAAGGCGGUGGAAUAUGUUCGAGCUCUUAACGCAGCUAAAUUAGACAAGAUUUUUGCAAGACCGUUUGUUGGGGCAAUGGAUGGACAUAUAGAUGCUAUUUCAUGUAUGGCUAAGAAUCCAAGUUAUUUGAAAGGAGUAUUUUCGGGCUCGAUGGACGGAGAUAUCCGUCUGUGGGAUAUAGCCUCCAGGCGAACUGUUUCCCGUUUUCUUGGUCACCAAGGUGCUGUAAAGGGUUUAGCAGCAUCAACAGAUGGACGUGUUCUUGUAUCAUGUGGACUUGAUUGCACUGUCAGGUUGUGGAAUGUGCCUGCUCCCUCUUUCAUGGAAUCUGAUGAUAUAUCUGAUGGGUCUCUAACGCCUUUUGCAGUGUACACUGGACAAAAUGCAUACAAAGCUGUUGAUCACCAGUGGGGUGGGAAUCUCUUUGCUACAGCCGGUGCACGGUUAGAUGUUUGGGAUCAUAACAGGUCACAACCAGUGAACAGCUUUGAAUGGGGAGUUGACACUGUUGUAUCUGUUCGUUUCAAUCCUGGGGAACCAAAUCUGCUGGCUACAUCAGGCAGUGACCGAAGCAUCGCAAUAUAUGAUCUUCGUUUAUCUACCCCGGCGAGGAAGAUUAUCAUGCAGACAAAGACAAAUUCGAUCUCUUGGAAUCCAAUGGAGCCAUUGAACUUUGCUGCGGCAAAUGAGGAUUGCAAUUGCUAUAGCUUUGAUAGUAGAAAACUGAGUGAAGCUAAGUGUGUUCAUCAAGAUCAUGUAUCUGCAGUGAUGGACAUUGAUUACUCUCCUACAGGUCGAGAAUUUGUUACAGGGUCCUAUGAUAGAACAGUAAGAAUUUUCUCCUAUAAUGGUGGCCACAGUCGGGAAAUCUAUCAUACAAAGAGGAUGCAAAGGGUAUUCUGUGUGAAGUACAGUUGCGAUGCUUCAUAUAUAAUAUCUGGAAGUGAUGACACAAAUCUGCGGCUGUGGAAAGCAAGAGCAUCUGAACAAUUAGGAGUUGUUCUUCCUAGAGAACAAAAGAAGCAUCAGUAUGAUGCUGCUGUAUUAAAGCGUUACAAGCACCUUCCGGAAGUGGGUCGUAUAUUUAGGCACAGGCAUUUGCCUAAACCAGUGUACAAGGCACAGAAUUUGAGACGUACAAUGAUGGAAACACAGCAGAAGAAAGAGGGAAGAAGAAGAGCACACAGUGGCCCAUCCAGUGUGCAGAAGAAGCCAAUGCGAAAGGGUAAAAUCAUUAAAGAGAUUGAGUGAAGGCUGCAUCAGCUUCGAAUUCAUACCCCACUUGAUGAGCAUCUGCAAGCUUUCUAAUCAGCUGAAUGUACGGACAUAAAAGAAAACGGAAGAUAGGGUCAUUGGGACGUAUUGGAAAGUUGGAACUUUUGCCUUUUUGUAGGUAAAGUGUUAUAGUAUAUACUUUUUAUGACCUGUGUCCCUGCUCUAGAGUGUCAGAAUGACCGGGUCUAUUCUCAGCCAUCUCUAAACGAAUUUUGAAAGGUGAAGCUCAAGUUCAGCCUAUUUACAAUUUGCUUGGCUACAAUUUUGACGACAUAUUUUCUGUAAUUCAUAGUAUGUAAUCCCUUUUUUAUUUCUUUAUUGUAUUUGAUGUUUUUUCGGUAUAUCGUUUGAAAAUAAUGAUCAAAUGUACUGUAGUUUCUGUA